AUGCUUUCCUCGUCCGCCAACCUCCCCCUCCUCCUCCUCCUCCUGCUGCUGCUGUUCCUGGGCGUCACCACUUCGCCGGUGCUGGCCACAAGGAAGUGCUCUUCGGACGUGAGCACCCGCAUCCAGGCUACGCUCGACAACAGCGUGCUCUUCAGCUCGUGCGCCAUGCCCAGCGCCGGUGUGCGCACCGACGCCCGGUCCCUCUUCGACGUGCUGGCCUUCUCCGAGCGCGACUUCCUCAUCUUCUGCCGCUCCCCAGCAUGCAUGAAGCCCGUCAAGAAGCUGCUGCGAGCCAUCCCAAGCGACUGCCUCGUCACCUACCACGGAGCACGACGCAACCUGUCGGAAGAGGUCUCGACGCUGUACCGACAGUGCGCGGAGGUGGUGGGAGCCGCCGACCUGACCGACGAGGACUACGUCUACAGAUACUUCCUGGACUAG
This is a messenger RNA of Phytophthora sojae, 441 nucleotides long. RefSeq lists its product as hypothetical. Gene Ontology annotation, cellular component: extracellular region. The transcript has a single exon. The record is from RefSeq and is a predicted model, not a curated record. Lineage: Eukaryota; Oomycota; Peronosporomycetes; Peronosporales; Peronosporaceae. Bases 1 to 441 code for a protein of 146 amino acids.